UAUACCAGCAAUUCCAACUGAUUCCCAUCAUCAUCGCGACGAAAAAACUAUCCAUAUCCCAUUUAUUCGCCGCUAUUUUCGACGAUUCUCAACUUUGUUGAUUCCAUCGAACAACCUCAACUAAACUAAAUCCAUCCGUCAAUCAUCUCCAAAAUGUCGAACCAGGAGGCACCCUAUGACCCGUAUAUCCCCAGUGGCCAGAACGGAGGCCAGCAGGGUGGAAAUGCCAGAACUCAAGCACUUCAAGCACAAAUUGAUGAUACUGUCGGUGUCAUGCGAGAAAACAUCAACAAGGUGUCCCAGCGUGGUGAACGCCUCGAUGCCCUACAAGACAAGACCGACAACUUGGCCGUCUCCGCCCAGGGCUUCCGACGUGGCGCCAACAGAGUUCGCAAGCAGAUGUGGUGGAAGGACAUGAAGAUGAGGAUGUGCCUGAUUGUUGGUAUCAUCAUCCUCAUUCUCAUCAUUGUCGUUCCCUCUGUGCUUGCGGCCCAGGGCAAGAUAAACUAAUCCCGCAUCUGUACACACGCCAUUGGGUACCUGGAUGAGUAUAAAAUUAAUGGAAUGAACUUGAUGGUACGAAUGAAGACUUUGAAUCUCGCAGGCUACGAGCAACAGCAGCAACAUUGGCGACUCCCGAUCAUCGAAGAAGAUGGUUUGUUUUUUCUUUUUCGAGGAUCGGGGUCGCAGAGCACAGAGAGGAGUUGUCUUUGAUUUGGCCGGUCUUUCUUUGGCAAUGCAAUGCAAAUGGAACGAAAUUCGGAAGGCUUGGGAUAAAACCACUGAACGAUGCCCGACCAUUACGACGCCCCCCAACGGUGGAGCUGUGGUGAUGGUGAAGGUGGAUCCGACUUGUAUGUAUGAUGGCGAGGCGUUUUUCGACUAAUUCAAGAUAUCUUAUGACUCCCCCCGAAUGUUCAUACCUCUGAUGCGUUAAGGAGUUACUAUUUCUUGAUCGAUCCGCCUACAAACUUGUUACGUUACUUUUAUGAUCAUAUCAAUGUGUUCUCUUAUCAAUCGGAGGGGUUUGCCAUUACCUACGUGCUACUCUAACCUGGGACUGUGAUACGAUUCCUUUUUAUGUAUCUAGGUAGAUUAAACGUCACGUUGUAAAUGUGGUCUACCUAUCUGCCUUCCUAAGUACCAAUAUGGACGCCCAGACAAGUAAACCCCGAAUCAGAACAGUAUAACGGUAUU
This is a messenger RNA of Hypoxylon fragiforme, 1197 nucleotides long. Its product is annotated as synaptobrevin. The transcript has 3 exons. The record is from RefSeq and is a predicted model, not a curated record. Gene Ontology annotation, molecular function: SNAP receptor activity; syntaxin binding. Bases 154 to 510 code for a protein of 118 amino acids. Gene Ontology annotation, biological process: vesicle-mediated transport; vesicle fusion. NCBI's taxonomy places the organism in Eukaryota, Fungi, Ascomycota, Sordariomycetes, Xylariales, Hypoxylaceae. Gene Ontology annotation, cellular component: plasma membrane; SNARE complex.